This is a messenger RNA of Brachypodium distachyon (stiff brome), 1760 nucleotides long. Its product is annotated as dehydration-responsive element-binding protein 1H. NCBI's taxonomy places the organism in Eukaryota, Viridiplantae, Streptophyta, Magnoliopsida, Poales, Poaceae. The transcript has a single exon. Gene Ontology annotation, biological process: regulation of DNA-templated transcription. Bases 132 to 854 code for a protein of 240 amino acids. Gene Ontology annotation, molecular function: DNA-binding transcription factor activity; DNA binding. The record is from RefSeq and is a predicted model, not a curated record.
CACCAUAGAGUUACUGAACUCUUCAGCUCAAAGCUCAAUAUCCUCCUCACACUCCAGCCUCAGCUCAAAGGAGUACUUACCACUACUAAGCUAAAUCGAAAACCGGCAGCAGUAACCCAGCAAGCAGUUUCAUGGCCAUGGACGGCUUCGAUGAAAGGAUCUGCAGCUCCCCUUCUUCUUCCCCGUCGUCGUCCUCCUCGCAAGAAGGCUUAGCGGUGUGGUCGAAGCGCCCCGCGGGGCGCACCAAGUUCAAGGAGACGCGCCACCCGGUGUACCGCGGCGUGCGCCACCGCGGCGCCGCGGGCCGUUGGGUGUGCGAGGUGCGCGUCCCGGGCGCGCACGGCAAGCGCCUCUGGCUCGGCACGCACCUCACCGCCGAGUCCGCGGGCCGCGCCCACGACGCCGCCAUGCUCGCGCUCCUGCCGUCCGCCGCGGCAUGCCUCCUCAAUUUCCCGGACUCGGCCGCCGCCACGCCGCCCGCGCUCGGCUGCGCCGCCGUCGUCGCCGUCGCCGGCUUCCUAAGCCGGGAGGCCGCCCCCUCCAUCGUGUCCGUCGUCAUCCCUGUGGCCGUGGUUCCUGUGGCCGUUGUUCCUGUGGAUAAUGGUGCCGCCGGCGCAUGGCCAUCGUUCCUUGGAGUUCUGUUUGAGGUGCCACUGCCAGUACCACCCAUGGCGAUGGGGAGCGGCAUGUUGGAGUUGGAGUUGGAGCUCGACAUGCCGAGCGAAAUGGACCUGGGGAUGCACUACGCGGACCUCGCCGAGGGGCUGCUCAUGGAGCCGCCGCAGGACACCAACGAAGCGUCCUGCUGGGAAAGCGGAGACUUCGGCGACGGUGGAGAUCUCUGGAGUUACUGAAAACGAUCUGCUCCUGCCUUGAUUUGGCUCCAUGGAACCAACAAACUGAAUUUGCUUCGUCCGGCAUAAUAAAACCGUGGAACCUUGAAGGACCAUAUAUUCUGACGCUACACUCAACCAAUUUAACACGGUUCUAAGCUACGGAAAGGGGAAGACGAAAAGAACUGGAGGCAGGGGAAGGACAUCGAUCAUCACUGAUGCACUGCCAAACGAACGUUCCUUCCAAAGAAUGCUAUACUCGUCGGUUCACGUCUGAUGACCACAACAGAAAAGAACAUGUGGGUGAGACGCAUCCGGAAGAUGUGGGCAGGGCAGCCACCUGGGACAGAGAUCCAGUGCCUUGCCUCUUGCAAGGCACGGAUGCGUGGCCCUUGCUGCCCACCUCAGCCCGUUAAAGCCACCUGACCACAUACGCUAGAUAUUUCCCCCAAAUCCUAGUAGCCAAGCUGAUCUGCUACUUUAUCUUGCCAUGGUUAUACACUCUGGAGACCGGAGUGCAAUGCAAAUUAGUACGAUUUGUGUCCGACAACUGGACAUCUUGCCAUUUGGGAGUGGGAAGCAUGCAGGAACACAUCCUUAGAGAUACUCGUGAAGGCAGUGACAUGGAUGUAAAAAACUCUGGUCAAUCAGCUGAACGACUCAUCUCUGUUCGAUUUCUAGAUAGACGGUAGAGAACACGUUGUGCUACUCCAUCUGCUCAUUGUUCUGUAUGCACAAAUUCAACAGAAUGGUAGCAUGUGGUGGAAUACAACUCGCCGAAUUCGGCGUUUAUUUGUUUUUGUUUUCCGAGGAGUUAACUUCAGAUGAGAUGUGUUAGCUGAAUGGUCUGUAAUAAGGCACUAGUUGAAUUGUUGUGGCUCACAGGCAUCAAAAUGCAUUAAUGAACUGGUUUGGUUUCUACUAGUU